UCAUUUUUUAACGUGUUUUUUUAUUUUGCCAUUUACCUGAAUAUAAACUGUUUACAUCAUUGGGUUUUAGCUCUUCAUUUAAUUGUUGAAACAAAUGUUUGGUCUUUGCAAAGUGCAAAUUAACAGUGGUCAAUUUCACACUUCGCUAGCCUAGACAUAUACUUCAAAAGUAUGCAAAAUUGAGUGGCGGGACGAGUUUUGUUGUUUUUCGAAUCCCAGAAUGUAGCUUUUCAAUGUACAUGGACUACUUUUUCACGCGGAGGAUUAGUCGGGCUGUGUCAUUAUCAUAGUUUAUAAAUAGGUCAUUGAAGAAUAUUCAUGGUCGCGGAGUGAAAAGGCAGGUGUUUCACGGCAAUUAUCAAAUUAAAACAGAAACAUUUUACUAAGUUUUAGGCCAGAACUUUUUAAAUUAAAUAAUUUGAGCUGUUUCCACCUUGGCCAAUUCAAUAAGGAUGAACAGCAGUGGUCAGUCCUACCCAUUGGCCUCCCUCUACGUAGGGGACCUGCAUCCUGACGUCACAGAGGCCAUGCUCUACCAGAAGUUCUCUCCUGCUGGGCCCAUCACAUCCAUCCGUGUCUGCCGUGAUGUCAUCACUCGCAGGUCCCUAGGAUACGCAUACAUCAACUUCCAGCAACCCGCUGAUGCGGAAUGUGCUCUGGAUACAAUGAACUAUGAGGUCCUCAAGGGUAGGCCUAUCAGAAUAAUGUGGUCUCAGCGUGACCCAGGGCUACGGAAGUCAGGAGUUGGAAACAUUUUUAUCAAGAACAUGGACGAGUCCAUUGACAACAAGGCCCUGUAUGACACAUUCUCAGCCUUUGGGAAUAUUCUGUCUUGCAAGGUAGUGUGUGAUGAGAAUGGCUCCAAAGGCUACGGCUUUGUUCACUUUGAAACCCAAGAGGCAGCCAAUCGUGCCAUUGAUACCAUGAAUGGAAUGCUAUUGAAUGACCGGAAAGUGCUAGAGACAGGUAGUGACUCUGGCAUUGCAGACCCAAAGGCCCACUUCCUGGGGGGGAAAUGUCAGUUGUCCACGAUUAGUUUUGUUGGCCACUUUAAGUCCCAUAAGGAGCGACAGGCUGAGUUUGGGGCCAAAGCCAUGAAGUUCACCAAUGUGUACAUCAAGAACUUUGGCGACGACUAUAGUGAUGAGAAACUCCAGGAGGUCUUCUCUGCAUUUGGCAGGACCCUCAGUGUGCGGGUGAUGAUGGACGAAAGGGGCCGGUCUCGUGGAUUUGGCUUUGUAAACUAUGAAAACCAUGAGGAUGCACAAAGGGCAGUUGAGGAGAUGAAUGGGAAAGAACUCGUUCCUGGCCGAGUUCUGUAUGUGGGCCGUGCUCAGAAGAGGAUGGAGCGACAGGGGGAGCUGAAACGCAAGUUUGAGCUGAUCAAACAGGAACGUAUCCACCGCUAUCAGGGGGUCAAUUUGUACGUCAAGAACUUGGAUGAUGGGUUGGAUGACGAGAAACUAAGGAAGGAGUUUGCCCCUUAUGGCACCAUCACCAGUGCCAAGGUGAUGACGGACGGGGGCCACAGCAAGGGCUUUGGCUUCGUCUGUUUCUCAUCUCCCGAGGAGGCCACCAAAGCGGUAACUGAGAUGAACGGCCGCAUUGUGGCCACAAAGCCGCUGUACGUGGCUCUGGCCCAGCGCAAGGAGGAGCGGAAGGCCAUCCUCACCAACAAAUACAUGCAGAGGACCAUGCCUGGCCCAGUCAUCGACUCCUACCAGCAGGCAGGCUACUACAUGUCUGCUGUGCCUCAGCCCCCAAGUCGCACCUUCUACAACCCCAACCCUGCGAGCACCAUGAGGACAUCUCCUCGCUGGGCUGCACAGCCACCCAGACCACAGGCACCCUACUCGGGCCAGUUUGUCAGGUCUGCUGUUCCCCGACGCGCCUCCACCCCCAUCAGCACCGUCAGACAGGCCUCCACCCAGGCUCCACGCAUCAUCAACUACACACAGAGGAUGGCUAACAUUGGCACACAGACAGCAGGAGGUCGGGCAGGCAUGUCUGGUGGUAUGGUCCGAGGCACCCAGUAUAAAUACUCAUCAGGGGUGAGGAACUUACAGCAGGUCAUCACUAUGCCCGCACCAAUGGCAGUGCAGCAGGUUGUUACCCAGCAGAUUAUGGAGCCAGCGGUGCAUGUCAGAGGCCAGGAACCCCUCACUGCCUCCAUGCUGGCUGCAGCCCCUCUCAUGGAGCAGAAACAGCUGCUUGGUGAGCGAUUGUACCCUCUGAUCCAUGGCUUUCACCCCAACCUGGCUGGUAAAAUCACUGGGAUGCUGCUGGAGAUUGACAACUCUGAGCUGCUGCACAUGCUGGAGUCACCCGAGUCCCUGCAUUCUAAGGUGGAUGAGGCGGUAGCUGUGCUGCAAGCCCACCAGGCCAAGGAAACCUCUCCUAAGAAGUAGAGAACCCUUUCAGGACUCUGCGAAGAAAUCGCUGAAGGAGGAAAAAGUUAAAACGAACAAAAAAAUAGUAAAAUUUUGUAAAGGGGGG
Molecule: messenger RNA, 2496 nt
Organism: Oncorhynchus kisutch (coho salmon)
Lineage: Eukaryota; Metazoa; Chordata; Actinopteri; Salmoniformes; Salmonidae
Gene: pabpc1l
Product: poly(A) binding protein, cytoplasmic 1-like
Exons: 17
Coding region: 453-2408 (651 amino acids)
Molecular function (GO): RNA binding
Source: RefSeq, a predicted model, not a curated record